This is a messenger RNA of Loa loa (African eye worm), 1278 nucleotides long. RefSeq lists its product as hypothetical. The record is from RefSeq and is a predicted model, not a curated record. Lineage: Eukaryota; Metazoa; Nematoda; Chromadorea; Rhabditida; Onchocercidae. Gene Ontology annotation, molecular function: RNA binding; DNA binding. Gene Ontology annotation, biological process: ribosomal large subunit biogenesis; ribosomal small subunit biogenesis. Gene Ontology annotation, cellular component: nucleolus. The transcript is spliced from 8 exons. Bases 16 to 1278 code for a protein of 420 amino acids.
CAUUUUUUAGCUGCAAUGCUUUCAAAAGAGAGCAGGCAAAAAGUGUUGGAGAAAUGUAUGGAAAUAGAUAAGAUCAUCAAAAGCAAUAUCGAUUUGAUACCUAUUGGAAAUUGGCAAUUCGAUGAUGAGACGAUAGAGGAGCUUCGCGAACAGAAGCAUAGGAUUGUUGAUGAACAUUUAACAGGAGAACAAAAACAGAAGCUCAGUAAAGCUUCGAAACAACGACUGGCUCGUGAAAUAGGUGUGAAUUGUCGAACAAUCACUGAUGUUCUGGACUGGAUGGCGAAAAAUCGUGGUAAUACAAAACCUAAUAAGCCUGUAACAAUUUCAAAAGCGAUGAGGAAACAGAACAAGAUCAAAAACAUGAAUCCACAAACAAGUAAAUCUGUCGAUCCUGAAGCUUCGGACGCUGACAUUCCGACUACAGCUGCAGUACUAAGUGGGAGUUCUCUAAAUGGAAUGGCAUAUGACAACGAUAACCGAAAAAGGGUGCGUGAUAACAUUACGGGUGAUAUAGAAAGUAACUCAUCUUUUUCGGCCACUUCGAUAGUAGCACCAGUUGAUGCUUUGGAGGGCCGUAAAUUAGCCCUAAAGAAACUACAGGAAAAACUGGAGCAAUUCAGAGCAAAAAGGCGUGGUAAGAUGACAGCAUAUCAAUAUGAAGAAAAACGGAAAUUGAAACGACGCAUGAGUAAACUGAAAAUGAAGGAAAGAAGGACAGUUGCUAAACAGCAGAUUAAAAAUUCCAAACUGCCAUCAGAUGAGGCAGUACCGAACAAACGCCAGAAACUGGAAAGAGAAUCGAAACCAUGCGGAAUGGAAAAAAAAGAUGACAAAUUGAUUUUCUCAAAAUUCGAUUUUAUUGUAAGGGAUGGAAAGCAGAAAGAAACAAAAAAGGAGAAGCGAGAUAAGUUUACUGGUAAAGACUACAAACGACUGCUUGAAAAAGCUGAGAAAAGAGAAGAAAGGUUGGAACAAAUACGAUCGAGGAAUCCUGAAAAGGCUUUGAGAAUUGAAAAAAAUAUCCAGUGGAAGAAAGCAUUAAGUCGUGUUGAAGGGCAGAAAGUUAAGGAUGAUCCAGAGCUUUUAAAAAAAAGUUUAAAAAAGAAAGAAAAGAUGAAAGAAUGGCGAAAAAAGAAAUGGGCGAAUCGUGUUGAGCAUACACUGCAAAUGCAAACUCGAAGACAAGAAAAACGGUCAGCAAAUAUCCAAGCUCGUAAAGAUAUUGUCAAAAAAAAGAAGAUACAAAAAGCUCGAAAGAGGGGAAGAAUAUUGUGA